AGAUAAUAGCCUUCUUGUAGAAGCUGCCCAACAUUCCCGAGUCAUCAGAGCGACAACUCCUCGAACGUGCCAUGCAAGAGACAGAGAGGCGCUCUCGAAACAUCCCUACGCUCCCUGACCAGUACGUCAUCACCUCGCUAGAGUGCGUCUGGUUUCCGGACAAAAGGAUCGGCUCUGGAGGGUAUGCGUCUGUAUACCUUGGUACCUACCAUGGUGCGACCGUGGCAGUCAAGGUUCUCAGGAAAGGCACGCCACACAGGAUGAUGGAUGCUGAGGUCAAGAUUUGGAUGAAGUUGCGACACCCGCACAUUUUGCCAUUCUAUGGGUGUUGUUCGUUUGCCGACCCACCGUUCAUGAUUUGUGAAUACAAGGAGAAUGGUAAUAUCAACGAGUACUUGCGGAGAAAGCCCGAAGCUGACCGUCGCAAGCUCCUCUACGAAGCAUGUUUGGGAUUAGUCCACUUACAUAGCCAUGACAUCGUUCAUAGCGAUCUCAAAGGGAGCAAUAUUUUGAUUGAUAAAGCUGGUACUGCUUGCUUGGCAGACUUCGGCUUAUCCAAGACCAAGACCCACUCGGUUAUUUAUGGCGUGCAUAACACGAGUGGCCCAGUCCUACAAGGAGCAUUGCGUUGGAUGUCUCCUGAGCAAAUCCAGGGCGCUUCGCCAGACAAGCCAGGCGAUGUAUACAGCUUUGCAAUGACGAUCUACGAGAUUUUCACCAGCAGCCCGCCCUUCUCCGGUGUGGCCGAUUCAGAUGUACAGCACAACGUCUGCAGCUACAAUACGCGCCCUCUGCGACCUAUUGAUCCCCGGAUCGCCGGGCUAGGGCUUGAUGAUACCAUGUGGGCACUCGUUACACGCUGCUGGGACAAGGAGGCCAGAGCCAGGCCCUUUGCGGUACAGGUUUUGGAAAAGCUAAAAGUACUUGCGAGGUCGUACAACGAGUCGCAUCGACAGCAGUACGCUGAGCGGGUGGAGCCUGUUUUGUCCACUUCACAGUAUCCUGCGUACACGCACAAAACUGGUUGUUUAAGUCCUCCCGGAGAGUUCUUCGGAGACGAUGACAUCCGUGCGACUACAUUCCCACGACCACCGUCGCCCUACCAAAACACUCAGUCCUCCCCCAUGUACCCGUCAGCGGCUCCAGCAACUCGCUCUGUGUUACAUAAAUCCCCCAAACGGGCUCAAAGAAUAGCUAAAGAAUGUCCUCCGCCGGCAUACGAGUCUCAACCCGAGGAAGAUCGAGCACUACGAGCCAAGCUAGUCAAGUUUCACUCGCCAAGUAUCUAGUGUCUCGUCUAAUUCUGCUAUGCCGUAGCUGAUUGCCUCUCGUUAGCGACUAAAAAUGCUACACGCCUAGAGUCGAAUCAUAACUCUCACGAAAAGAGAGUAAAUCAUCAUCCCGUGGUGACUGUGGCAUUGCCGUCUGGGGACGAGCACGUCGUUACGCAGGCAAGCAAGAAUAGCUCUCACACCAAGGGCUGGCAACGUAGUAAGUCGCUCUCGAGCUUGAAGAGUGAGGAAAUACAGUUGCUGUUUACUUCGAUUAGCACUCAGGCUGACGACGUGUGUUUAUUAGACGCAGUCCUGCGCUUGACUACGACACGGAAGGCUCAAGUCGGAGAAAACAUGUCGUUUGAUGCUUCUGGUUCGAGCCUCAUGAACCGCCGCACUACAACAACACGUCUAGUUAAGUCCCGAUCGCAGGCCCGCAUAUGACUAUCCAGUCUCGCAUGGUCUUACAGACGACCUGGUCGAUUGGCAUCCUGCGGCAUUGUCAAUGUUACGCUCCGAAUGGUUCCAUCCUUCUCAUUCCGAACUUCCAUAAUGGUAUUCCUAUUCAAAUUUACAUACUAUUCUCUUCCAGAUUAAUGAACAUCGCAUUCGUCCUUCAUAGUC
This is a messenger RNA of Phanerochaete carnosa HHB-10118-sp, 1898 nucleotides long. RefSeq lists its product as uncharacterized. Lineage: Eukaryota; Fungi; Basidiomycota; Agaricomycetes; Polyporales; Phanerochaetaceae. The transcript is spliced from 6 exons. Gene Ontology annotation, molecular function: ATP binding; protein kinase activity. Gene Ontology annotation, biological process: protein phosphorylation. The coding region runs from base 72 to 1289 and encodes 405 amino acids. The record is from RefSeq and is a predicted model, not a curated record.